This is a messenger RNA of Aspergillus tanneri, 1062 nucleotides long. RefSeq lists its product as uncharacterized. Gene Ontology annotation, cellular component: mitochondrion. NCBI's taxonomy places the organism in Eukaryota, Fungi, Ascomycota, Eurotiomycetes, Eurotiales, Aspergillaceae. The record is from RefSeq and is a predicted model, not a curated record. Gene Ontology annotation, biological process: L-valine catabolic process; thymine catabolic process. The transcript is spliced from 5 exons. The coding region runs from base 1 to 1062 and encodes 353 amino acids. Gene Ontology annotation, molecular function: malonate-semialdehyde dehydrogenase (acetylating, [NAD(P)+]) activity; methylmalonate-semialdehyde dehydrogenase (acylating, NAD+) activity.
AUGUCCAUGAUCCAGCAACAAAUAACCUUGUCACGAGAGUUCCACAAAGCACAGAUGAGGAGCUACGUUCUUGUGGAAUCCGCCGAAAAGGCUUUUCCUGCAUGGCGGGCAACUAGUAUCAUGGCUAGGCAACAGAUCCUCUUCAAGUUUGUGAAUCUCAUUCGUGCAAACUGGGAUCGCUUGGCUGCAGCUAUUACCCUCGAACAGGGCAAGACAUUGCUGAUGCCAGAGAAGCUACGAGAACCGCUGGCCAUUUGUUCAUUCAGCUUUCCUGCGAUGAUUCCCCUAUGGUGCCUUCCCAUUGCUACCGUGACCGGUAACUGCCCCAUUAUGAAGCCCUCCGAACGUGACCCCGGUGCAGCCAUGAUCCUCGCUGAAUUGGCGAAAGAAGCAGCCUUCCCACCAGGUGUCAUCAAUAUCGUCCACGGUACGACCAGGGCCGUCGACUAUAUCAUCGAUGAACCUGCUAUCAAAGCUAUUAGUGUUGGAAGUAACCGGGCUGGUGAAUAUAUCUAUACCUGCGGCUCAGCAAACGGCAAGCGUGUUCAAGCCAACCUUAGUGCUAAGAACCACGCUGCGCUACUUCCUGACUGCAACAAGAAUCACGCUUUGAAUGCAAUCACGCCGCUUUUGGUGCAGCUGGUCAGCGCUCGAGCGAUCAAGUUGAACGUCAACGGUGGGUUUGAGGAUGGUUCAGAUUUGGGGCCUGUUAUUACUCGAGAGCAAGAAGCCGUUCCAACUCUCGACGAUGCCAUCAAUCUUAUCAACGCAAAUGAAUACGGCAACGGCGCUGCCGUCUUCACAACCUCCGGACCCAUUGCCUCGAAGUUCCAGAAGGACAUCGAAGCAGGUCAACAAGGAAUCAACGUUCCUAUCCCUGUGCCCCUGCCAAUGUUUUCGUUUACCGGGAACAAGAAGAGUAUGGCUGGUGGUGGUGCGAACACUUUUUAUGGAAAGCCGGGUCUGCAGUUCUAUACUCAACAGAAAAUGGUGACGAGUUUGUGGCAUAGCGAGGAUGCAUCCAGUACCAAAGCCAGUGUGAUAAUGCCAACCCAAUCGUGA